AUGACGGAGACAUUAUCGCACAAAAAGGGAAUAAAGAUUACAUCAAAUCUCAGUACUAACAGGCGACAGGCCCUCAAGGAAUUCUAUAAACUUCAGGAGUCACAGAAACAGAGGCUUCAGGAGCUCGCAGAAGAGCGUGCAGAAGCACAACCAGUUCAACCCACAGAAAUCCAACAAGCAACAACGGACGAACCGGAUGACGGGCCCAAUACCGACACAAAAGAGCCCAGCCUUGAAGACUUUGAGGAGUUUGUGAAAAGUUCUGAAUUCAAAACGCUGCUGAAGGUGGAGAACAAAAUAUGCGAGGAACUCAACUCCAACCAGUCGGAGAUCAAAUCCAUCAUCUACAACAAUUACUACGAGCUGAUUAAGAUCAACGAUGUUUUGCUGAAUAUGAAGAAAAGAAAUGAAGGAACGACGGACGGGGACUCGGAUGACGUUAUCAGCAAUCUCAGCAAGAUAAAGUCGCGCGUUGUUGAGUUGAGGGGAAUGGAUAUGAACGUGAUACCAUCCGGAUCAGCCAAGAACAAGUCAUUGCAAAAGAGCCUUGGCGGCGUGCUGGUGGCGCCGAGGAUUCCUCGUGAUAGUCUCAAAACAAUUGAGGACAUGCUGCCCGAUCUGAACGGAGAAUCGUUGAUUCUGCAGAUGAAUGAAUUGAAGAGGAAGGCUCUUAACUAA
Messenger RNA from Kuraishia capsulata CBS 1993, 678 nucleotides. RefSeq lists its product as uncharacterized. The transcript has a single exon. Bases 1 to 678 code for a protein of 225 amino acids. The record is from RefSeq and is a predicted model, not a curated record. NCBI's taxonomy places the organism in Eukaryota, Fungi, Ascomycota, Pichiomycetes, Pichiales, Pichiaceae.